This is a messenger RNA of Gastrolobium bilobum, 2165 nucleotides long. RefSeq names its product rhamnogalacturonan I rhamnosyltransferase 1-like. The coding region runs from base 259 to 1824 and encodes 521 amino acids. The transcript is spliced from 8 exons. The record is from RefSeq and is a predicted model, not a curated record. Gene Ontology annotation, cellular component: cytoplasm. NCBI's taxonomy places the organism in Eukaryota, Viridiplantae, Streptophyta, Magnoliopsida, Fabales, Fabaceae.
UGUAGUGCGGGACGGUAAUGUGGCUGAGAAUUUAAGGUUCUGGCAUUGCUCCUCGAACUCGAAAUUUUCGGUUCGUUUAAGGUUUGAAUCUGGUACCAGUUUAUUUGGAUCUUGGGGGUUCGGAAUCGAGGAAGCCGAAAUUGAAGUGUAUUCGUUUUGUCAUCAUUAUUAUUAUUACUAUUACUAUUCGAUUUUGAAUAAACAUUUUAGGGUUUGGUUUUGUAUUGAGUGCAUUGCAUUGAUCGAAGAGUGGAUGGUAUGAAGGAGGCGUUGUUAGGGGGAGAGAGGAAGAGAGAGAAGUUGGUUUGGGAAGGGUUGAUGAUGAUGAUGGGUUUGAAGGGAGAGAGUAAUAAUAAGGUUGAGAAGCUAAGGAAUUCAGUGGUUGCGGCAACGGCGUCGUCGAGGUCAUCGAAAAUGAAGCUAUGGAUGAUACGUGCGACCACAUCGGUGUUACUGUGGACGUGCAUCGUUCAGUUAACUGCGUUCGGUGAUAUGUGGGGGCCUAGAGUUUUGAAAGGCUGGCCUUCUUGUUUUACCCAUGAAUCCGCUCUCAUUGAAUUUCCUUCUUCUGCGCACCCAAGAGUUCUACCACCCAAGAGGGUUUAUAAAAACAACGGUUACCUGAUGGUGUCGUGCAAUGGAGGACUGAACCAAAUGAGGGCAGCGAUAUGUGACAUGGUGGCCAUUGCAAGAUAUUUAAAUGUCACGCUUAUAGUCCCCGAACUGGAUAAAGCGUCCUUUUGGGCUGACCCCAGUGAGUUCCAAGAUAUAUUUGAUGUGGAUCAUUUUAUUACAUCCUUGAGAGAUGAGGUGCGGAUAUUGAAGGAGUUGCCUCCUAGACUUAAGCUGAAAGUGGAAAAUGGGUUACUUUACAGCAUGCCGCCGAUUAGUUGGUCUGACAUAUCUUACUAUAAGAACCAGAUUCUACCUUUGAUACAAAAGUACAAAGUUGUCCAUUUAAAUCGAACAGAUGCUCGGCUAGCCAAUAAUGGCCAACCUUUAGAGAUUCAGAAGCUGCGUUGCCGAGUCAAUUUUAGUGCUCUUAGAUUUACUUCUCAGAUUGAGGAAUUAGGCAGAAAGGUGAUCAAGCUGCUGAGGCAAAAUGGCCCAUUUCUGGUGCUUCAUCUUAGGUAUGAGAUGGACAUGUUGGCAUUUUCUGGUUGUACUCAAGGUUGCAGCAGUGAUGAGGUGGAAGAAUUGACAAGGAUGAGAUAUGCUUAUCCUUGGUGGAAAGAGAAAAUGAUAAAUUCUGAUUUGAAAAGAAAAGAUGGUUUGUGCCCUUUAACACCUGAGGAGACUGCCCUCACACUUAGGGCUCUUGACAUUGAUCAAAACAUUCAAAUCUACAUUGCAGCUGGGGAAAUAUAUGGUGGGGAAAGGAGAAUGGCAAGUCUUGCAAAGAACUAUCCAAAAUUGGUCAGAAAGGAAACACUGUUGGAACCAUCUGACCUUCAGUUCUUCCAAAAUCAUUCCUCUCAGAUGGCGGCACUUGAUUAUCUUGUCUCAUUAGAGAGUGAUAUCUUUGUUCCUACAUAUGAUGGAAAUAUGGCCAAAGUAGUUGAGGGCCAUCGCAGAUAUCUUGGGUUCAAGAAGACGAUUUUAUUGAACAGAAAGCUCCUAGUUGAUUUGAUAGAUCAAUACAAUAAUGGAGUAUUGAACUGGGAUGAAUUCUCUUUAGCUGUGAAGGAAGCUCAUGCUGAUCGGAUGGGUGGUGCAACUAAAAGAUUGGUAAUCCCUGACAGGCCCAAAGAAGAGGAUUAUUUCUUUGCCAAUCCAGAGGAGUGUUUACAACCGUUAGAUGAUCUGUUGAGUAGUGCAACGUGAGUGAUGUGUUUGGAAAUAAUGGAAGUUACCUGUGCCCUCUCCUGGUGCACUUGAUUUUCUUCCACGAAUACUAAGAUAGGUCUCUACGCAGUUAUAGCAAAGAUGACAGCUUUUUGUAUCAAAGAGGCAGUCAUAGUGCCUGUUAGAAGAAGGGGUAGGGGGGAUACACUUUUCAUGAAAGCUCAAGAAGGUCAAGCAAAUUAACCGGGGAAUACUUUAUAUAUAGAAUAUGCAAAUAAUCCAUCACUUUCAUGUAUAGAAGCUACCCUGCCAUUACAGGGUGAGAGCAGAUCAAUCUGCAUUGUACACGGAGGGAUUCAUAUACAAAUUUGGAUUUCUGG